Messenger RNA from Gossypium raimondii (Peruvian cotton), 2541 nucleotides. RefSeq names its product long-chain-alcohol oxidase FAO1. Bases 131 to 2371 code for a protein of 746 amino acids. The record is from RefSeq and is a predicted model, not a curated record. Gene Ontology annotation, molecular function: long-chain-alcohol oxidase activity; flavin adenine dinucleotide binding. The transcript is spliced from 3 exons. Lineage: Eukaryota; Viridiplantae; Streptophyta; Magnoliopsida; Malvales; Malvaceae.
UCUUCCUUGGAAUCCAAACUCUCCACGUUUCCACGUUUCCACUUUAUAAAAUGAAGUUGCCAUUUGAAACAAAAUCAUAUUUAGUUUUAUUAAAAAGAAAAAGAUAGAGAGAGAGAGAGGGGGGAGCGACAUGGAAGGAAAGUGUGAGGAGCAACCAUGGUUGCAUGGAGACAAAAGAGAGCCAAAAUACAGCCAUGGGUUUUGUUCAGCCGAGAUACAGACGCUGGCCAGCGUUGCCGAAGUGUUUUUCCCUUCUUUACCACCGGAUUCUGGCUUUCAAGGAAAGGAAACCCAGCCAAGCAAGGCUGUUCAAUCCUUCCUAAAAGCUUCUGCCUCUCAACCGGCUUUCCCCGACGAGGUAGCAGAAUUGCUGGGGAAAAGAGCAUUCAUUGAAAGUGUGAUAGUGGUGAGAAUUGUAUUAGUGUUACUGUGGACGAGGGUAGGAAGCUUGUUGCUAUGUGGAAGGCAGUGUUUGGGGAAGGAAUGGCCGUUUAUAAAUGACUUUGGAAGCAUGGGAGUGGAGAAGAGAGAGAAAGUAAUGCAAAAUUGGUUAAAGCAUGGGUUUCUAUUUACUCCCACAAGGGUUGCUUUCAUCUACUUGAAAGUCUUCUGCCUUUUUGUUUACUUCUCUCGGGUAGGAGAAGAUGGUUAUAAUCCAGCAUGGGAAGCUAUUGGAUAUAAUGUAGACAAAGUUGAGGAUCAGCCGCAAGCACGAAAGGAAAGGCCUCUUCAAAAGGGAAUGAUUGAGACUGUGCAUGAAAAAGACUCCACUCUUUAUCGUUCUCUAUCACAGAAAGGCCUUCUUGUUAGUGAAGAUACCCAACAAAAUGUUUACAGGAUCAAAUGCGAUGCCGUAGUAAUUGGUUCCGGUUGUGGUGGCGGUGUUGCAGCCGCAAUGCUGGCCGGUUCUGGCCUUAAAGUCGUCGUUGUAGAGAAGGGGAACUACUUUACUUCAACCGACUAUUCACCCUUCGAAGGCCCCUCCAUGGAUAAACUAUACGAAUCUGGAGGAAUCCUUCCGAGUUUGGACGGACAGCUGCUGAUUCUUGCAGGGUCUACAGUUGGUGGUGGCUCGGCUGUGAAUUGGUCGGCCUGUAUAAAAACACCGAAAUAUGUUCUUAAAGAAUGGGCUGAGGACUGUAAAAUACCUCUUUUUGGAAGCAAUGAAUAUGUUUCAGCAAUGGAAACUGUUUGUGAAAGAAUUGGUGUCACGCAUGAUUGUAAAGAGGAAGGAUUUCAGAAUCAAGUGCUUCGAAAAGGGUGUGAAAAUCUAGGUCUAAAAGUCGAGAAAGUGCCACGGAAUUCCUCCGAGAGCCAUUAUUGUGGAUCUUGUGGUUUCGGUUGCAGAAGAGGAGACAAGAAAGGGACCGAUCGAACUUGGCUAGUCGAUGCCGUAAACAACAAUGCAGUGAUUAUAACAGGGUGCAAAGCCGAGAGAUUCAUAUUAGAGCGAAACAAGGUAGGCAGUGCAAGGAAAAUGAAGUGCUUGGGAGUCAUUGCAAAGCCUUCAAAUCAAAACAUCACAAAGGAACUUCAUAUAGAAGCCAAAGUAACAAUAUCAGCAUGUGGGGCACUUUUGACACCUCUUUUAAUGCAUUCUAGUGGGCUGAAGAAUCGAAACAUCGGUCAAAACCUUCAUCUUCAUCCGGUCCUAAUGGCGUGGGGUUACUUUCCUGACUCCGAUUCCAAGUUCAAAGGGAAAGCUUAUGAGGGUGGAAUAAUAACAUCAGUACAUAAGGUGGCAGGAAAUGACAACAAAGUGCAAGCCAUCAUUGAAACUCCUUCAUUGGGGCCUGCACAAUACUCUGCAGUAUGCCCUUGGGUGUCUGGUCUUGAUAUGAAAGCAAGGAUGCUAAAAUUUUCCAGAACUGCUCAUAUGAUAACAAUAAUAAGGGAUCAGGGAUCCGGAAAAGUACACGCUGGAGGACGAGUAACCUACAAGUUCGAAGAGGUAGACCGACAAAACUUACGAGCCGGUUUGCGACAGUCAUUGAGGAUAUUAGUAGCAGCCGGGGCAGUCGAGGUGGGCACUCAUCGUAGUGAUGGGCAGAGAAAAAGAUGUAAAGGGAUAAGCAAUGAGGAGUUAGAGGAGUUUUUGGACUCGGUUUCUAUGUUAACAAGUCCGUUGUGUACCGGGGAAAACUGGGUGGUGCACACCAGUGCUCACCAGAUGGGAAGCUGUAGGAUGGGGAUAAAUGAAGAGGAAGGUGCAGUUGAUGAAAAUGGAGAGAGUUGGGAAGCUGAAGGAUUGUUUGUUUGUGAUGCAAGUGUUUUGCCAAGUGCUGUUGGUGUAAAUCCAAUGAUCACUGUCCAGUCCACUGCUUAUUGUCUGUCAAAGAAGAUUGCAGAGUCUUUAAGACAACAAAAAUAGCCUUCUUGUAGUAAUCCCUCAUCAAACACGUACACAUUGUUGUGCUUUUCUACAUUUGUUUGUGUGUAUUGGAUUGUAAGAAUAAUAAACAGAAAAGAUGGUUUAUCCAUUUUGAAGAUUUUUGUACUCUUAUGCUCCUUAUUCUAAUAAAUAUGGAAGUGUUAAAGUAA